Molecule: messenger RNA, 1971 nt
Organism: Echinococcus granulosus
Lineage: Eukaryota; Metazoa; Platyhelminthes; Cestoda; Cyclophyllidea; Taeniidae
Product: Acetylcholinesterase
Exons: 9
Coding region: 1-1971 (656 amino acids)
Biological process (GO): choline metabolic process; acetylcholine catabolic process
Cellular component (GO): plasma membrane
Molecular function (GO): acetylcholinesterase activity
Source: RefSeq, a predicted model, not a curated record
AUGGGUCACUGGGAGGUUGUUAUGUUUAUCCUUGCAUUGGAGAUUCUGCCCACCUUAACGCACGUUCCAAUAGCGCCUCUACCCUUUAAAUGUCCACAUGGUAGUCCCAAAACACGAACGGAUGUUGGCACUUAUUGUGGCAGACGGGAGACUGUCAUCUGGCCGGGAAAACGAACCACUCAAGUGGACAUAUAUUACGGCAUUCGAUACGCCCAACCACCAACUGGGUCUCUUCGUUUCAAGAAACCGGUACCACCAAUACCAAAACCAGAUCAAAUCUUCAAUGCAAACGCCAAACCGGAUGCUUGUUAUCAGUACAUUGAUACACUGUUUCAGAAUUCGGCCGGAGCCAGGAUGUGGCAACCGAAUACCCCAUUAUCUGAAGAUUGUCUAUUCCUGAAUAUCUGGGUUCCCAUUCUCCCACCGGCGCAAAAGUGUGCGAAGGAUCAGAAACUCCCCGUGAUGGUUUGGAUAUUUGGUGGCUCUUUCUAUAGCGGUUCUUCGGUAUUAGAUGUCUACGAUGGUCGAUUCCUGUCAACACGUCAAGAUGUCAUAGUGGUUACGCUGAACUAUCGUCUUGGUCCAUUUGGAUUUCUAUAUCUUAAUAAUUCUUGGGUUCCGGGAAACAUGGGUCUGUGGGAUCAAAGGCUGGCGAUCAAGUGGGUGAAGGACCACAUUGAAAAAUUCAAUGGAGACUCCUCGAGGAUUACCCUCUUUGGUGAAUCGGCAGGAGCCGUGAGUGUUAGCGCUCAUCUCAUCUCACCUUGGUCCCAUGGCUUUUUCACCAACGCCAUCCUCCAAUCUGGCUCCGUUUUCAGCUACUGGGGCGUCGAGGCCCCCAAAAAACAACUCAUUCAAUCUAAAAGAUUGGUCGAAAUGGUUGGCUGUGGCGGUCGCAGUGGACGUGACCUCCACGCCUGUCUCCAACUGAAGUCUCCAGAAUCCUUUAUCGAAGCCCAAGAUCAUCUAAUUGAUCCCAACGUCUUUUUCUCUAUUCCCUUUCCACCGGUGUUGGAUGGACAUUUCUUGCCCUACCGGAACAGCCAAAGCUUUGCCGAAUUGGGCUACCUGAAACCCUCGGGUGCGGUGAUGAUAGGCAUGAAUGCCAAUGAAGGCAGCUACUUCCUGCUCUACACUUUAGUCUCCAAUACUUCAUUCGCGGAGAAUAUUGAAACUCUGCCUGUGGCCACACAUGAAGAGUACUUCAAAGCGCUACACAAAGUCCUCGAUAUUGAACAUGACAGGAGACCCGAUCUAAUGGAACCAUUGGCUAUUUACACUGACUUCGAGUACAAAAACUAUUCUGAGCCGGAUAAUGCUCAAACUUGGACCCGAAUGCUGGAGGAGAUAAGCAGUGACCGAGGUUUCAAGUGUCCCACAAUUGAUUUCGCCCAGGCACUGGUGAACCGCAAUCGGGGGCCACGAAACCGACUAUCAUUGCGAAGUGUCACACCGCGUACAUAUUUCUACGAAUUUGUGCAUCGUACGGAGAAUUUGCCUUGGCCGAAAUGGACCCACACCAUGCAUGGCUAUGAGAUUGAGUACGUCUUCGGUAUUCCCUUCUCCCCGGUGUUCGCGGAGAAAUUCUACCGCUUUGGCGACGCAGAACGCGAACUCAGUGACCGUAUGAUGACCUACUGGGCAAACUUUGCACGGACUGGAGAUCCCAACGUCCUUGCUAACGGGAAAAAUAUUCCCUCUUCCGAGUCUCCACCAACCGCCAGUAGGGAGGCCUCUCCAUGGGUCAGUUCGCACAGCGUAGAUGCCUCUACCUGCCUUCCACAUCAUCUGCCAAUGCGGCAUUGGCAGGAGUUUGAUGAACGCACUGAGGCCUUCCUCAUCCUCGACACAGAACAAAUGACAACCGGGGCUCAUCCAAGAUCGAGACAGUGCUUAUUUUGGCGUCGAUGGUUCCCAAUCAUGAUGCAGCAAGCUGAACGGCUUUCAGGAAUUUGUCCGUCUAUGACCUGA